Sesamum indicum (sesame) is the source of this 1183-nucleotide messenger RNA. RefSeq lists its product as uncharacterized. The record is from RefSeq and is a predicted model, not a curated record. Gene Ontology annotation, biological process: translation. Gene Ontology annotation, molecular function: structural constituent of ribosome. NCBI's taxonomy places the organism in Eukaryota, Viridiplantae, Streptophyta, Magnoliopsida, Lamiales, Pedaliaceae. Gene Ontology annotation, cellular component: ribosome.
GAAGCCUCAGCAUAGUUUGGGCUUGAUGGUCAGUUGACAAUUAAAAGAAAUUAGAGAAGGUUGGCGGAGUGAAAGUUGAAACUUAGGAAGCUCCGGUUUCUUAUAAUUUCUUGAUCUUUCUUCUCCAAAACCCCAAUUAAACCCUUUUCAGUCUAUUCUUCAUUCCUUUCUCUGACCCCAUAAAUUUUUUCUAUUAUUCCAUCUUCAAAUGAUCACUUCUGCAGCCAUCAAUUCUGGGAUUUGUUUUCGCCGGCGCGCAGUAUCAUUUCCCUCUGGGUUUUCUUCCGGGUUGCCCUCAGUUUCCACAAAGCUCUUACCUUUAACAUCCGCCCUUUAUCCCAAGGGGAAGGAUGCGCUUCCCAGCCUCCGACCUUUUGAUUCCCGCAUUCUGUGCAGAGUUUUGGUUCAUCCUUGGGCCACAAACCGUGAAGCUGAUGGCACGACACAAUUACUGAAGAACACUAUUGUUCUGGCAUCAAUGCCCCAGGCUGUUAUUAUCUCAGAUGGAGGAGCAUCUUCUGGUGCAAAUACAUCAAGAAAGGAAAGAAAUCCCAAAAGGCUCAACAGUAGUGCACCCAAGAGCGACAAGCCUGACCUCCUUCCCGUUAUCAGAUAUCCUCUUGCAACUGACUCUGCGACAAAGGCAAUAUUAGAAAAUAAUACUCUGGUUUUCAUCGUGGAUAAACGUGCUGAUAAGAAGAACAUCAAAGACGCCUUUAAGAAUAUGCUUAAGACAAGGGCCAAGAAAGUGAAUACUUUGAUAAUGUCUGAUGGUACCAAGAAGGCCUAUAUUACGCUGGGACCAGAUUGUAAGGCCUUGGAUGUGGCAAAGAAGAUUAAAGUCUUGUGAAAACAUACAUUUGAUUGUUUACGUUUGAAGAGAGCUUUGAAGGUAUAACUGAUUUUGCACUGUUCAUUGGCAUUGAGUGUCUGCACAGGCUAAAUCCCAAACCUGGGCAGUUUUUGUCUGAAUUAAGUUUAGUUUUACUGAGUUCAUCAUAUGGCUGGUGUUGGGGAUCAAUCUUGUCCACAGGGAUAAAAUAGUCAAUUUAUGGCGACUGUGCAGUUGGUUAGGUUUUCUUUUCCAGCUUUCCUCAAAUUGUCUAAACACUGGUUGCUCAGAUUUUUAGACAUGUAAGAAACGUAGACAUGUGAAGGAUAUGUGUUUUACAUUCAUGGAUAA